AUGAGUGGGGUUCUGAAAAGGAAGUACGAAGAGCUGGGGGAUGACAGCACCUACUGCUCCUCCUCCUCCUGCUCCCCCCUCUCCUCCUCGGCGUCCUCGGGCUGGGAGUCGGAUGAGGAGAACUCCCGUGGAGAACCCAAGCCCAGCUCUGCCUUAAUGCCCAGCUUCACCCCCACAUCUAUCCUGAAGAAAUCCAAGCGACUAAAGAAGAACAAUGUGGAGUUUGACCGGGUCACUGUGUUUUACUUCCCACGCUGCCAGGGGUUCACGAGCGUGCCUAGUCGUGGGGGCUGUACCCUGGGGAUGGUGAGCAAACACAGCUCCUCCCGGCAGUUCACGCUAGCAGAGUUUUCAAAGGAGCAGGAGAAUGUUCGUCGGGAGAAACUCGAAGAGAAAUUAAAAGAGGAGAAGUUGGAAGCGUUGAAAUGGAAACUAACCAUGAACGGCACGAAGGAGUCGGAGGAGGCCAACCAGCUCACUAUCGAAGACAUCUCCGACGACGACAUCGACGUCAGCAACAUGGACCUGGAGGACGGCUUCUUCCUCCAGCCCUACCCCGCCAAGAAGAGACGCGCGCUGCUGAAAGCUGUGGGGGUGAAGAAAAUCGACAAGGAGGAGAAGCGGGAACUGCACAACAUCCGCCUGUCCCGGGAGGACUGUGGCUGCGACUGCCGGGAGGUCUGCGACCCGGAGACCUGCAGCUGCAGCUUGGCAGGCAUUAAAUGUCAGAUGGAUCACACCUCCUUCCCCUGCGGCUGCACCAAGGACGGCUGCGGCAACACCGAGGGCAGGAUCGAGUUCAACCAGGCCCGCGUGCAGACCCACUUCAUCCACACCAUCAUGAAGCUGGAGCUGGAGAAGCAGCAGCAGAGCAGCGAGAAGGUGGUGGAGGCUGAGCCCCCUUUUCGGGAGCGGCUCCCACCCUUGGGAUGUGCAGCGGGGAAGAGCUCUUUGGAGGAGCGCGCCGUGCCGCUGGCACCCGCCUUCCAGUUCAGCCCCGACCUGGAGGCCCUGGGAGAGAACAGCUGCAGCAGUGACAUGACGGACUCCUCCAUCUCCUCCCACCCCAGCGAGGACCUGGAGGAGCCCUACGAGAGCCUCCCCUCCGACAAGUCCCAGUCAGACGUGGAUGACGACGGCUUGGCACGCAUCCUCCACUUCAACGACUCGGAUGCCGAGGAAGAGGGUGGCCGCGGCCAGGAUGACCUGAGCUGCUUUCACCCCGCUGACUUCUUCAUCGAGGACCACGGCAGCGAGGCCAAGCCUGUCCCCGGCCAUUUGUCCCACCUCUCCGAGUGCCUGGAUGAGAAUGCCAACCAGGAUGGCGGAGGUUUGCUGGAGGAUGCUGCCCACGCGCGGUGUGAUGGGCUGUCCUGCUGCGCCUCAUCCCCAGCCGAGCCCUGCUCCAAGAGCUACGCCGACCUCAGCCUUUCCUCUGACUCCUUGGAUUUCUUCCAGUCCUUCUCGGACUAUAACUUGGGACCCCUUUACAACUCCUUAAAGGAGUACGAGAACCUCGAUAACUUCUCAGCGUUACAGUUUCAGUUGCCUAAUUUCCCCGGCUUCCCACAAGCGGGAGAUCAGGGCUCUUGUUUCUUGGAGUCCCUCAUCGGUUUGUCCGAAUCCGUCCCCGAAACCCCGGCCCCUUUCACAGACAAUCAACUUUUGGAGGAUGCCAUCAAGUCAUCACUGAUGGAGACGGUGAAAGUGUGA
Fulmarus glacialis (Northern fulmar) is the source of this 1713-nucleotide messenger RNA. RefSeq names its product cysteine-serine-rich nuclear protein 1 (gene CSRNP1). Gene Ontology annotation, cellular component: nucleus. The transcript has 4 exons. Gene Ontology annotation, biological process: regulation of transcription by RNA polymerase II. Bases 1 to 1713 code for a protein of 570 amino acids. The record is from RefSeq and is a predicted model, not a curated record. Lineage: Eukaryota; Metazoa; Chordata; Aves; Procellariiformes; Procellariidae. Gene Ontology annotation, molecular function: DNA-binding transcription factor activity, RNA polymerase II-specific; sequence-specific DNA binding.